This is a messenger RNA of Durusdinium trenchii, 1248 nucleotides long. The record is from the annotation of a GenBank genome assembly. NCBI's taxonomy places the organism in Eukaryota, Dinophyceae, Suessiales, Symbiodiniaceae.
AUGAGCUGGACACGGCCGUGGUGUUGGAGUUUAUUGGGCCUAGGCCUACUUGGUGCGGACUUCGUUCAGGCGGAGCAGUCCUGCACAGUGGAGGACGCCCACUGCAACGGAGAAGCCGCGGGGAAGCUGGACGAGGACGUGAAGGACUGCGGCUGCGGCUCCCUCGCUCGCGCGGAAGGCCGUUCAGAUGAGGUGCCUAAGGUGGCUUCUGCAACCUUGGCUGCCGCACUGUCCGCGAGUGCGAUUAGGCACAAUCAAGAGAUGGUCCAGAUCCCAGCUGGUCGUUUCCACAUGGGCGAUCGCAAGGAGCGAGUCCAUUUUCCCCAGGAUGGAGAGGGGCCAGUUCGCCCGGUUCGGAUGUCUGGCUUUUAUUUGGACACCUUUGAGGUUAGCAAUUGGAAGUUCUGGGACUUCGUGGUGGAGACGCAGUACGUCACGGAUGCAGAGCGUUUAGGAGACUCCUUCGUGGCAGAGGUGUACUUGUCGGAUGCUGUGAGCGCCACCAUCUUGAAGAAGGUGGAUGCAGUGCCCUGGUGGCUCCCGGUGCCCAACGCCUCGUGGCGCACGCCGGAAGGCGUCGACAGCGGUUUGGACGAAGCCUCUGGAAGCCGUUUUGGCGACCGCUGGAGCCACCCAGCAGUUCAUAUUUCAUGGAAUGAUGCCAAUGCAUACUGCCAUUGGCGCAAUGCAUCCCUACCCACGGAGGCACAGUGGGAGUAUGCAGCGCGAGGUGGCCUCGAGGGGAUGUACUACCCUUGGGGUGAUGAAAUGUAUGGCAAUGAGACCAAGGAGGAUGAAGCAAGAUAUCGGAUGAACAUUUGGCAGGGCCAAUUCCCCACGUUGAAUACAGCAGAAGACGGGUACAUCAAAACUGCUCCAGUGGAUGCUUUUGGACCUCAGAAUGACUGGGGAUUGUACAACAUGGUGGGCAAUGUCUGGGAAUGGACCAAUGAUUGGUUUAGCCCGGUGCAUUUCCUGACCGAAGAGAAUCAAGCGACGGGCUUCGUGGAUCCUGAAGGGCCCACGGAGGAGGAGCUGGACGAGCUGGUGGAGAGGGGAUAUGUCAAGAAGGAUGCGUCUGGAGCCUUCGAGAAGAUCAAGAAAGGGGGCUCCUUCAUGUGCCACAAGUCGCACUGCUGGCGCUACCGCAACUGCGCGCGGCACCACCUGCCAGCCGACAGCACCGCUCAUCACAUCGGACUGCGUUGCGCGAGAGCCAUGAGCGGCGCAGCCCUUGACAUUGAGUGA